CCGGUGCUUAGCUAUAGACCUCACUUGCACACAGAUCCUUUGCUUUUUCUGUGUGAAAUGGAAUGUAUGGCGUUUGCUGGCAUGCAGAGAAGUGACACCUCAGCAGCAGCGACGAGAGGCGGCCGAGUUGCCGCAGACAGAAUAGUCAACAGGUCAUGGGACAGCGCUGAACGAUCUGCGAGUGCUGCUGGCAAAAGAUCUCAAUCUUCUCCCCAGAAUUAUCAAACUGCUCAUUUCAGGGAACUCAGGCCGGAAUCAAGGCCACCGGCGGCUGCUUCGGCCUAUGGUGGUGGUCAUGGCGGUGGAGGUGGCUUGACACCUACCCCUCCUGAUGAGAGAGGAGGACGAGAUGGCGGUCGAGACGCAAGGCAGCAGCAGGGCAGAAAGCGGGGGGGGUAUCCGGAAAAAGGAAGGGGUGUAAAUUCUGAGGAGCGGAAGGUUGUGGGAACUGGCAGAGAAAUGGAAGAAAGGGGGGGUAGACGAAGGGGAUUCGAUGGGAACCGACAAGAUGCACAGGAAGAGCUAUGGAGAAGGAAAGAGGAGAGAGAAGGAGAAGAAGGCGAGGUAGGGAAGCGGGGUCAGAAGCAUGAACAGAGGGGUUAUCAAAGCACCAAUUACAGUUUCGAUAAUGGUGGUCGUGAUCGUGACCGUGCAAAUGUAGGUGGGGUCUUCGAGGAGAAGGGGUAUCGAAGGAAUGGGACGUCGUAUCCACCUUCCUCACCGCCCUUUACGUCAUUUAAUCAGCAGGGGUACGACGAAGGACAGAUUGGUGACAUCCCAGCGGACUCGAUAAGCGACAGAAUCCGGAACCUAGAGCAGAAGUUGCAGGACAUGAAGGUCUGCCUUCAGUCGAAACGGCAACUAAUCCUGAGUGAUGAAAAUGACUGGAGGACAGAGACGCCGGAGGAGUUGGGAGCAGCGUCAGAUUUGUUGGAGUUCCAGGAGGAUGAUAUACUUGAGAUGCAGGCGGCUGUUCGCAGCACGAGGGCUGAGCUGGCAUCGCUAGAGGGAAGAAUGGCUACAGAAAUCAGGGAGGCUUGGAGGUUAUUAGACGAGAAAGAAAAGCAGCUGGAAGAUAUGGAGCUGGCGAUUGGUGAACUAAGGUCGGUGCGAAUCGUGUGGCCAAGUCCUGCGAUCGAUGUGGAGUUGGCUGGCUCAUUCAAUGGAUGGACGCAAAGGUUCAAGAUGAAAAAGUCCGAGGAUGGAGUUUUCUCUGUCACGCUCCAGCUUUAUCCAGGUCGAUACGAGAUGAAAUUUAUUGUGGAUGGUCAUUGGCGCAUUGACCGCUGCCGCCCAAUCUCAUACAUUGGUGGCCAUGAGAACAAUUCUUUGACUGUUAUUUGACGCGCAUUACCACAAAAUCAGGCAGCUGACUGUGCGGCUAUGCCGCUGAGGAAUUGGCGGCAAUGACAUACGCAUGUCCCUCUAAGGAAGCGGUCAUUUACACGCUUUUUUCACAUAUGCAAUUACUGACAACCAUGGCAUGGGUGUGCGAGCACAGCAUGUGCGUCUAUCUAUCCAUCUGAGUAUCUGAUUCUGUCUAUACAUGCCAGUCUAUCUAUGCCGCCUGAUAGCACAUGCCCCUUCUUUCUGAACGUGGGUGUUCAAGCACACAAUGUAAAUGUAUUUAUAUAACCUGAGAGCACAUGCCCCUCCUCCAUUAGCCCCCCUGGUCAAUCUUAUAUUCAUUUUAGUAUAUGUGCGGUAUACUCCAUCAUCCUAUACCAGUCCACAGGCGAAGGAUCCGUGUCUAGUUUGAGUGUUGUUGUAUACGUAAGAGCAAAAGGUUCCCGACUCAGUGACCUUGUGCGCCACAUACAUGUAAACCAAACCAGUCGAUCAAGCGGCGGCUUGAUCCAACCGUUUAUGAUGCUUUAAUGUUAAUGCCUCCAGCAGCUUGAUUCUGUCCUGAAUACGGUCUCCUGUAAGUAUGUGCGUGCAACUGGAUUGAACAUUAUUCUGCGAUUGAACAUUAUUCUGCGUAGAGGGCAGGGGAGGAUGGCCGUUGCACGUAGGAUCGGCAGUAUUAAGGGUCAGGUGGUAUCGGCAAAGGUAAGGUUUGCGGUCAUGGACAGAGUAAAAGAGGUUUGUUCUA
This is a messenger RNA of Chara braunii, 2095 nucleotides long. Lineage: Eukaryota; Viridiplantae; Streptophyta; Charophyceae; Charales; Characeae. The record is from the annotation of a GenBank genome assembly.